CCUCUCCCAGUCCCAUGGAGAUGGGUUUUAAGCUGCAGCUGAGCUCUUUGGAGGGGAAGGAAGUGGGGCCUGCUGGCGCGGGGGUCUCUGGGGAUGGUGGGCUCUGGAGUGGGGGGAGCAGAUCGGGUCUGAGCCCAGGUGGCUGCUGUUCUCACCCCCACAGGAGCUGCCUUGGGGCAGGGAUCCCAGCCCAGAGCUGGUUUCGUCUGCUUGCUUUAUUGGCCAGCACAGGGAAUGUCUGACAUGAAGCAAUUGCUCUGGAGUAUCCCUCCCAGCCCCCAGCCCGGAUGAGCAGCCAGAGGAGCAUGCCGGUGUCAUCUUACAUGCCUUAUAUAGCCUGCAAGCUGCUGGGGAGAGCUUGGGGGAGGGUGGCUGGGAUCCUGCCCAUCACCUACCCGUGGGGGUGUGGAGCUAGAUUUGGGGGCUAAGUCGCCAUCCCUUGGUGCUGGCCUCUCCAUGGGUUUGGAGGGAGAGGAGAGGCCGGAGGCCUUGCUCCAGCUCCUGCCAGAUGAGCUUCAGAAAUGAGCAGCAUGGACUCCUAUAAAGUGAUGCUGGAUGGGCCGGCGCCCUGGGGAUUCAGGCUGCAGGGGGGCAAGGACUUCAACAUGCCCCUCUCCAUCUCCAGGCUGACCCCCGGUGGCAAGGCAGCCCAGGCCGGCGUGGGAGUGGGCGAUUGGGUGCUGAGCAUCGAUGGGGAGAACACCAGAAGCAUGACUCACAUCGAAGCGCAGAACAAGAUCCGUGCCUGCGGAGACCAGCUUUCCCUCAGCCUGAGCAGAGUCCAGUGCCUCCUGGGGAAGCCACACAAGGAUUCAUUCCCCUGCUCUCAGCCCCCGAAAUAUAACUUCGUUCCUAGUACCACCCUCAACAAAACGGCACGGCCCUUCGGGGCCAGUCCCACGCCCAACUCGCUGCCUGGGCUGGUGACGAAACCUGUGACGUACUCGGCCCCCGCGCCCGCCUGCACCCCCCAGCACAAUGGCCAGGUGUCUGGGCUGGACCUGUCUUCGGUGACUGUGCUGAAGGUGGAGCCUGAUCACGGUUCUGCAGCCCCCAGGGCCCCAGCUGCUCCAGGCCCUGCCAGCCGCCCGCCCUGGGCUGUGGAUCCUUCCUUUGCUGAGCGCUAUGCCCCCGACAAGACCAGCACCGUGCUGAGCAAGCACAGCCAGCCGGCCAUGCCCACGCCCAUGCAGAACCGCAGCUCCAUUGUCCAGGCCGCGCAGCAGCCCCCCGAGGGCACCAGCAAAACCCCCAUCUGCUACCAGUGCAACAAGGUCAUCAGGGGACGCUACCUGGUGGCCCUGGGGCAUUACUACCACCCGGAGGAGUUCGCAUGCUGCCAGUGCAGGAAGGGGCUGGAUGAGGGAGGCUUCUUCGAGGAGGGGGGCUCGGUCUUCUGCCCCAAGUGCUACGACAUGCGCUACGCUCCCAGCUGUGCCAAGUGCAAGAAGAAGAUUGGUGGGGAGAUCAUGCACGCUCUGAAGAUGACCUGGCACGUGCAGUGCUUCACCUGUGCCGCCUGCAGGACUCCCAUCCGCAACCGCGCCUUCUACAUGGAGGAGGGGCAGCCCUACUGCGAGAGAGACUACGAGAAGAUGUUCGGCACAAAAUGCCGUGGCUGCGACUUCAAGAUUGAUGCUGGUGACCGGUUCCUGGAGGCACUGGGGUUCAGCUGGCAUGACACCUGCUUUGUCUGUGCGAUCUGCCAGGUCAGCCUGGAAGGGAAGACGUUCUACUCCAAGAAGGACAAACCCCUCUGCAAGAGCCAUGCCUUCUCCCAUGUGUAAGGGGAGGCUCCAGCUGCCACACCACACACAUUGGCCCUGCACGCAUCUCUGUCUGCCCCUUCUCUCUUGCUCCAUGGGGCCCCAGGGAGAAGGGGUUGGAGCCACCCCUCCCUCUGCCGCCUCUGGCCUGGGCAGCACCUUGCUCUGGCCUACCUUAGAGGCAAAGCUGAGCCUGCUGCUCUCUUGACCCUCAAUGGCCUGUCUUCUCUCUGAACUAUGUGCCCCCUGCCCCUCUGGUGGUCUCAGCUGGGCCUGCAGGGAGACCAGGCUCUUCUGGGGCCGCCUGUCCCCUUCCUUCUGUACCCACAACCAGCUGAGCCAGGCACCUCGCCUGGGGGCUAGACCUAUCCCAUGCUGAGCCCAAAGGUGGGAGAGGCUUGCUGGAGCAGGGCUGCUCUGACCCUAAGAGGUGACCAGCCUGGGUGCCAGCUGGAUCUAUCCUUCCCAUCCCCUGGCCCAUGCCUGGGACUGGUGCCUCUCACCUGGCCAGGCUGCUAGGUGGCUGGAAGCUGUGGUGUGGAUGAGGGAAUCCUGCAGGGUUGCUCUGUUUCUCCCUUACCAGGGGCCAUGGCUCAGCAUCUCCCUGGCCUUGCUGCAAGCCCCCAGGCUCACUGUGCAGGGAGCCCUUGCUUCAUGGGCAGGACACAAGUACAGUCCCUGAGCCCAGGCCUGCUUGGUGCCUGCUCUUGGUUGUCCUGGAAGGAGCUAGUCCACACCAGCCACGUGGCCACAGCGAAAACUACUGGCCUUGUUCCCUGCCGCCAUGCAGCUGCUAUCCUGCCUGGACCACUCGCCUAUCCUGGCCCCACAGCCCCAUGCUGGGCCUGUGCUGAGAGGUGGGGUGGGUCUCUGCCCCGGGCUACCCAGUGCCCUCGGUGAAGGCUUUUCCCAGCUCCAGCCCUACCGUGUCCCAGGCUGAGGCACACUUGCUGCCCCUGUGGGACUGACCCGGACUCUGCAAACGGGGAGGUGAGGGGAAGCUGAAACCUGUCUGGAAGAGGACGCCCUUCACCCUGCCUGCAGAAGCUGCUACUUCACUGGUGGGGCUGCGGGGCAAGGAGCUGGGCCCUCUACGAAACAGGCAUCGACGGGCCAUGACCUGGGAAAUGAGUUUGCUGGCAGCUUGGCCGCCUUGCCCAGAGCUGCCCUGCCUGUGUGGGGCAGUGCUUGGUGUAGCCACAGUGCUUUUAGUGCCUUAAUAAACACGUCUCUGACAAGUG
Molecule: messenger RNA, 3007 nt
Organism: Chelonia mydas (Green sea turtle)
Lineage: Eukaryota; Metazoa; Chordata; Testudines; Cheloniidae
Gene: PDLIM7
Product: PDZ and LIM domain 7
Exons: 11
Coding region: 522-1787 (421 amino acids)
Biological process (GO): muscle structure development; actin cytoskeleton organization; heart development
Cellular component (GO): stress fiber; adherens junction; filamentous actin
Molecular function (GO): muscle alpha-actinin binding; actin binding
Source: RefSeq, a predicted model, not a curated record